Molecule: messenger RNA, 2930 nt
Organism: Hyalella azteca
Lineage: Eukaryota; Metazoa; Arthropoda; Malacostraca; Amphipoda; Hyalellidae
Gene: Tbce
Product: tubulin-specific chaperone E
Exons: 11
Coding region: 31-1644 (537 amino acids)
Molecular function (GO): protein binding
Source: RefSeq, a predicted model, not a curated record
GAUAUAAACAUUUCAGAAGUAUUAUAUGUUAUGAUGGAUAGAGUUUUUUGUAGUAACAAACAUAAUGGAGAAUCGGUGACAAUAGGAAGUCGAGUCCAAGACUGCAGAACUGGUGACAGAGGUGUUGUUUGUUUUGUUGGUCAAGUUGGAGAUGCCUCUGGAAUAUGGAUUGGUGUAGAUUGGGAUAAUCCUGAUCGAGGGAAGCAUGAUGGCUCUCACAACGGUGUCAGAUACUUCCAUGCUCACUUUCAAACUUCUGGAUCGUUUGUUCGGCCCACAAAAUUAUUGUCCGGCAUUGAUCUUGAGGCAGCAGUCAGAGGUAAAUACCAAGCUCCUCCUCCUGAUUCUAAGCUCGUGGAGCACAUGGUGCAACAUGCCAUCAAUGCUCGAUUUGUUCAGUUUGUUGGCAUGGAGCACACCAGUAAAAAACAAAGUGCUCUUGAAACUCUUCGCCUGGUGGAGCUCAAGGAAUGUCUGGUGUCACAUGCUGGACCGAACAGCCUUAGCUGCCUACUGCCGAGAGUGACAGACCUCAACCUAUCUGCUUGCCUGCUGCCUCACUGGGAUGCUGUUGCCGUCAUUGCCAAGCAGCUGCCUAAACUGCACAUGCUUGACGUCAGUGAGAACCGCCUGGCUUUCCCUGAAGACCCUGAUGCUUUGAAGCCAAGCUUUACGGGUGUGCAGCACCUGAUCAUGAAUCACAUGCUACCACAGCAGUCCUGGCAGCAGCUACUGCAGUGUGCACAAAUGUUCCCCAGCCUCACAAAUCUCCAGGUGGCGUUCAACAACCUCACUGCCCUGGGGCCAGUGCCUUGCGGUGAACUGAAGUCCUUGCAGAAGCUGGAUGUUGGAGCAAACCCCAUCUCUGACUGGGCCCAACUGAUGCACCUGGCCCAUCUGCCCUGCCUCCAGGAGCUCAACGCCAACAACUGCCGCAUUCCGUGCGUCGAGCUACGCGAUACCGGCGACGUCGCGCUUCCUUUUGAGCGCCUGGGCAGCCUCUUCCUCGCCAAUAAUCCUCUCGACAAGUGGCGGUCAGUGUGCCAGCUGUCACGGCUGCCAGCGCUGCACACUCUCGCGCUGGACUUCAAGCUGCAGGCCGAGAACUACUUCCCUGAGUUCGCCUUCGCCAUCAUCAGGAGUCUUGUGAUGCUGAACAGAACGAGCGCCUCCCGCAAAGAGAAGCGCGACUACGAGAUCUUCUACCUGAACACCUUUAGUGACGCCUACUACGCCGCGGGGGGCGACCCGGACCCUCACCUCGCACGCCUCACGCACGAGUUCGUCGAGUCGCACCCCACCUACCUCGACCUCGUCAGAGAACACGGAGCUCCUGCAGACGGUCGAGAGCAGUCAGAGUUCAGCCUGCGUCGCGGCAAAUUAAAAGACCAGAAAUUAACUCUGAAUGUCACGUGCAUGGAUGGCCGCCCGCCGCUGCAGCAGACGCUGCUGCCCACCAUUAAGGUCUCGCGUUUGAAAAUGAUGCUGAAGCGCUCGUUGAAGCUACCGCCAUCUGCUCAGCUAACCGUUACUUACGCAGCAAAGCAGAAAGGCAAAGCAUUCGACAUUCCGCUGGACAGCGACCACAACGAGCUGUCCUUCUUCUCUGUGGAAGACGGCGACACCCUACACGUCUGCUGGUGACACGCUGCACCCUACACGUCUGCUGGUGACACGCUGCACCCUACACGUCUGCUGGUGACACGCUGCACCCUACACGUCUGCUAGUCACCAGGCUGCGCUACCAGAAAAGUCUCUACCAAAUGUGAUCGUUCCUACAAAUUAUGCUUCGUUCAGUAAUAAUGUAACAAUAUUUGAAGCACGCUCUGGAUCAAUGUUUAGUUAGGUUCAAGUUUAUGCGAUGUAAUUUCCAUUGUGUGAAAAAUUACUCCAUGACAAGUUCUUAAUGUGAAGCGAUGUCCCGCCUGACGUGGAGCUGUGCUGCAUCUCCUGACUGAAUUUCAUAGGAUUUUGUUUUGUCAUACUCCCUAACUGAGAUCGAUUCCUGGUCUCUGACUGACAUGCUUAGGGGGUUCUGUUCAUUUAUAAUAUAUAUGUAUUAUGAUUUGUUACAUUAAUAUGGGCGCAUCUGGCUUUUAAUAUACUUGAUUAGGGUUAAAAAUAGGCUCGUAUUUUCAACGCUUCACGCAAAUAUCGUAAUUUAUUUCUGCAUGACAAGUUGUUUCUACGUUCGUUGUAGAGGUUUUUCUGUAAUACUGCGUUGAAGCGAUUAUAAGUUAGUGAGAGAAAACUCACUACAGUUAAAAUUGUCAGCCGCUUUCCUUAUUUUUCAUUAGUUUGUUUUCAUUUGGUUUCAUUUUAUUCAUCAAGUCUGCAUCGGAAUUUUAGUUUGUCUGCUGUUAAUUACUCUUCAGAUUGUCUGGGCAUUUUUCUAUGGGUGAGCUAGCAUAUCCUUAUUUGGACAAUAGGACCUCUCAUUUUUUCUCAAAGCGUGAGCUGUCGGGUGCGACCAAGACCUCUCGACGGCCUAGUUUCUAUAUCCAGUUGUCACUAUUUCACUUGAAUAGUAAAAUGAUUUAGAUUACUACAACUAGAAUUUUGAAUACUUGUGUUUGGUGUGGCUGCACCUGACCUCAAAAAAAACCAUACCUAAGAACAGCUUUGGAGAUUUUCAGCUUCUUUUCCGUGCGAUGUAUGGAGGCCAGGCGGCAUAAGGAUUGCAACAGCAGCUCAAGCUGACGCAUUCUGUCGUUAUAAUUUAUAUUGCACGUGGACUCUCCUCCUUUCAAUCACAUUCACUGUCAGUCUUUCAGAACGCAAUUUUAAUGUAUGUACCUACUUAUUUAUAACACAUCUUUUCACAUAAAAUUUAGACGGAAAAUAACUAAAGCUUUACUCAAUUAACAAAAGAUUUACCUUGAUGAUGUAUCAUUCAAAGGUGUUAUUCAUAAUAAAAAUACAAAUUUUAA